UCUGUUAGUGAAGGGCAUAUCUCGUGACUAUUACCAGAUUGCAGUCAGUUUGUGUUGAUUUGGGCCAUAUCAUAAAUAAAGCAGAACAACAGUGAUACUGGGUGCAGAUAGGAUCAGUUUGUGUGCGUGUGCCAUGUUAUAAGCAAGGAUAAAGUAUGGCGAUGAAUCAUUUGUGGACAUUGAGAGGCAUUGUCACUGUGAAGGAAGCGAUUGGUAUAGUUGGUCGAAGAACAUUUGCUGCUGCGGGUGGUAAAGCAAAGAAGGGUUCUCAAGGUGGAGCAGCUGGUGAUGCAGCAAAAGCAUCAAUACUAAGCAAAGAAGUCAAAUCUACGACUGUGGUUGGCGCGAAUAUCCUCAAGGAUGGAGCAGAUCCCAAGGUCCUACCGGACUCUGAAUAUCCUGACUGGUUGUGGCACCUGGUUGAUAAAAAGCCAGCUUUGAGUGAGCUAAGGAGAAAGAACAUCGAAACUCUUCCAUAUGAAGACCUGAAACGUUUUGUUAAACUAGACAACCGAGCGAGGAUCAAGGAGAACAAUUCUCUCAAGGCCAAGAACUAGUGAAAGAGCUAUCGAGUCAUCAUUCACAUUCAUGCUACAGAAAUUAUGAGGCACCUCAGUGUACAAGAUUUCACCUUGGGGUCAAUGAGCAUGUGUGAAGAGGAGAAGACAAACACAAGAUGAGAUAAAGAACAAGAGUUAGAUUAUUUCCUUUUGAUCUUGGUACAUUCCUUUCCUUUUACUUCUCUCCUGCGAAUGGUGGUCUUUCUAGGUUUGGAAUGCCACAAAUCUCAUUAUGUGUCUCAGUUCAGUAUCAGCGCUAACCAGUUCACAUGCCUUGUUGAGGAAUACUUCUCCCUAGCGAGGCUAUUAUUAUCUGCUGUUCUUCAUGGGACAUAUGUUUAUUGCUUUUGGGGGAUAAUGAUUUCAGUCAACAAAUCUGAAAUAUUUAUUCCAGGGAGAAUGCUUUUAACCUUGGUAAAUGCCAAUGCUAGUACCUAAACUCCAGGAUUAUCUCUGUUGUUUCCCCCUUUAAGAUAGAUGGUAACCUUAUUAUGGACUUGUUAUGCAACAUAUACCAAAUAAUUACUUAAAGUAUUUUGGCAUGUUUUCAUGCCUUCUGGUA
Molecule: messenger RNA, 1122 nt
Organism: Rhodamnia argentea
Lineage: Eukaryota; Viridiplantae; Streptophyta; Magnoliopsida; Myrtales; Myrtaceae
Product: 54S ribosomal protein L37, mitochondrial
Exons: 2
Coding region: 156-557 (133 amino acids)
Cellular component (GO): mitochondrial large ribosomal subunit
Molecular function (GO): structural constituent of ribosome
Source: RefSeq, a predicted model, not a curated record